Molecule: messenger RNA, 1653 nt
Organism: Puccinia graminis f. sp. tritici CRL 75-36-700-3
Lineage: Eukaryota; Fungi; Basidiomycota; Pucciniomycetes; Pucciniales; Pucciniaceae
Exons: 2
Coding region: 1-1653 (550 amino acids)
Cellular component (GO): nucleolus
Molecular function (GO): GTP binding
Source: RefSeq, a predicted model, not a curated record
AUGGACUUGGACCAACCACUCGACCAAGAGGAUCAAGACCUUCCAGAUGAUCCCGCUCUAACCACCUCCUCAAUCAGAGCACACGCCAAAUCGCUUCAGAAAGUACUCGCCUUAUCCGAUGUCCUGAUCGAAGUCCUAGAUGCUCGUGAUCCACUAGGAACCCGUAGUCUUCAGUUGGAGCGGGACGCGGUACAGCAGGGGAAGAAGGUCUUGUUGGUAUUGAAUAAGGUCGAUCUAGUACCCAAGCAGAACGUCGACAGUUGGCUGGCAUACCUCCGACGAUCUUGGCCGACUCUACCUUUCAAAAGCUCUACUCAGUCUCAACGGAAUAACCUGUCUUCCAAGGGCUUCCAGGCCACUGGACGAGAAAAUUCAUCUUCUGCCAAUGCUUGUUCGAUCCAGCCUUUGAUGCAACUCUUGAAGAACUACGCCAGGCGAACGACAGUUGUUGACCCCAGUCGGCCCUCCUCCACCGUUCAAGGCGUCAAAUCUCUUGCGUCCAUCACCGUUGGUAUCAUCGGUUUCCCAAACGUUGGCAAAUCAUCACUGAUCAACACUCUCAAACGAAGCCGGGUAUGUGGCGUUGCACCAACGCCUGGAUUCACCAAGGAGGUACAGGAGAUCGUCCUUGAAAAAGGUCUCAAAGUUCUCGACUGUCCAGGGGUGGUUCUAUCGAUUGAUACGACAAACGAUGAGACUGCGGCUGCUCACAUCCUCAGAAACGCAGUGAAAGUCGAACAGAUUCUCGAUCCACUCGCCCCGGUGGGUGUGAUCCUGAAGAGGUGCAAGAUCGAGCAUCUUAUGUUACUCUACAACAUCCCCGCCUUCACCUAUCCUGGCCAAUCCGAUGAUGAGAAGCUGAAAGAGUUCUUGAUUCAAGUCUCCCGGAGUCGUGGACGAGUUAAGAAAGGUGGAAUACUCGACCUACAAGGUUGCGCCAGAGCGAUCCUUCAAGAUUGGAAUACCGGCCGGAUACCCUAUUACACUGUUCCCCCGCCAUUGCCCAAAGGCGAAGAAAAAUCGAAAACAUCAACGAAUACGAACGAUCUUGGCACUUCUACAAUACUGAAUGAAUUGGGUGCUGAAUUCAAUCUGGAUGCCCUCUUUGCCGAUGCUGAUCGGGAUGUUCUUGGCCAAGCGGAGCCUCUAGACAGCGUUGUUCGGCCCGCCGUUCGUAUGACUUGCUCCGAGCCCGAGAAGCCGGGUAAUGGAGAAUUAAAGCUGCUGGGAGAGUCCGCCGAGGACAUUGAAAUGGAUAAUGAAGGACCGGUCAAAUCAAGUAAAAGAGAACCUUCAGGGCCAGAAGUCGUCUCAUUAGCACCCAAGAAGAAAUCCAAGCAAGUUAACUUCGCAACAACAACAUCAACGGAAGCAGUGGCGGCUAGCAGUAGUGGUAGUACGAAGGCAAGCCAAUUGGAACGCAUGGGCAUCUCCGCGCCGAUUGGGGAAAACAAGUUGAUCGCCAAGCAGGCCCGUAAGGAACGCAAGAAGCUCGCCAAGUCGAAAACUGCGGUGAUCGAACAAGACGAAGUGAUGACGAUGGAAGACGCUGAUCAAAGCAAGGAGGUGGCUGAUGAGCCAAUUCUUGAAGAUCAAGCUUACAGUUUUGCUGAUUUCUUUCAUGGUACUAAUGCCGUUGCCAAGAAGUUUUAA